GACGACCACAACAGCGACCUUUGCUUGGACCUUGCUCUUGCCACCUUUCUUUCUAACCAUUGGCAUCUCCAACAAUGGCAUCUGUAUCAGCACUACCACCCUUGGAGCCUCUUUUGAAAAUGAGUGCAAAAAGGACGCGAGCCGUUUUUGCUUCCUGCCCAGACGAAGGUCUCAACAAAGAGGAUGAGAAAAGUGCUCGCAUACGUUUGUCGGUAAAGAUCAACGACGAAUACAAACAUUGCAAGGAGCUCCCACCCGCUUUACUCGCACAACAAGGACCUGUAGGUCCUGCACGACGCUCAGAGAAAAGAUUGGCCAUAACCGCCGGACCUUCGAAUAGCACUUCACAGAUGAUCGCUGCAAUAGACAACUCGCCGAGAACUCAGCCUUCAACAUUCAGUACAUCAAGUAAACUCUCCGAGGCACUCACGCUGCAUAAAACUACGCGUGUCAUAAAACCCACUUAUCACGCACCUUGGAAACUUGUUCGGGUCAUAUCUGGUCAUCUUGGCUGGGUUCGUAGCGUCGCAGUUGAGCCGGGCAAUAAGUGGUUUGCGACCGGUGCAGGAGACCGUGUCAUUAAAAUAUGGGACUUAGCAUCCGGAGAACUAAAACUAUCGCUAACGGGUCACAUCUCUACGGUGAGAGGGCUAGCGGUAUCGUCAAGGCACCCUUAUAUAUUUUCCUGCGGAGAGGACAAGAUGGUGAAAUGUUGGGAUCUAGAAGCUAACAAAGUUAUUCGCCAUUACCAUGGGCAUCUUUCUGGUGUCUACUCUCUCAGUCUCCAUCCAACCCUUGAUGUAUUGGUCACGGCAGGAAGAGAUGCCUCUGCUCGUGUAUGGGAUAUGCGAACAAAGGCUCAGAUCCACGUCCUUGCCGGUCAUUCUGCCACAGUCGCCGAUGUUAAAUGUCAGGAAUCUGAUCCUCAAGUUAUCACUGGUAGCAUGGAUUCUACAGUGCGAUUAUGGGACCUUGCAGCAGGAAAGACUAUGGUUACUCUGACCCACCACAAGAAGUCUGUGAGAGCCCUCGCCAUACAUCCAACCGAAUAUUCGUUCGCUUCUGGCUCGGCUGGUGGGAAUAACAUAAAAAAGUGGAAAUGUCCAGAAGGGACUUUUGUAUUCAACUUCCCCGGACAUAACGCCAUCAUCAAUACGAUGUCUGUAAACGCUGAAGGAGUUUUCUUCUCGGGCGGUGAUAAUGGCACCCUGACUUUCUGGGAUUAUGACACAGGCACCCCAUUCCAACACCUCGAGGAUGUUCCUCAACCUGGGUCACUCGAAGCAGAAGCGGGUGUCUUUUGCUCAACUUUCGACAUGACAGGUACACGUCUUAUCACUGGUGGAGCCGAUAAAACAAUAAAGGUGUAUGCUGAGCAAUCGCAAUAGUGUACUUGUCCUGUAUCCCUAACCAUUCUCCUGAUCCUACUGGUAUUGAUGUAUUCACACAUUAUUGAACCCUUCAUCUACGGUAUGUUGUUUCAUAUUCAAUUUAAUGGAUGCAGCAUAUAUUGGGGCAGGAU
Messenger RNA from Serpula lacrymans var. lacrymans S7.9, 1522 nucleotides. RefSeq lists its product as uncharacterized. Gene Ontology annotation, cellular component: Prp19 complex; catalytic step 2 spliceosome; precatalytic spliceosome. The record is from RefSeq and is a predicted model, not a curated record. Gene Ontology annotation, biological process: mRNA splicing, via spliceosome. Gene Ontology annotation, molecular function: protein binding. Bases 75 to 1388 code for a protein of 437 amino acids. The transcript has 7 exons. NCBI's taxonomy places the organism in Eukaryota, Fungi, Basidiomycota, Agaricomycetes, Boletales, Serpulaceae.